This is a messenger RNA of Enterobius vermicularis (human pinworm), 1518 nucleotides long. The record is from the annotation of a GenBank genome assembly. NCBI's taxonomy places the organism in Eukaryota, Metazoa, Nematoda, Chromadorea, Rhabditida, Oxyuridae.
AUGCCUCGCGAAAAACGUGAAUCUGUACCUGUAACCUUAAACGAUGAGAGGGACGGAGGCCAAAUUCAGAAUGCACGGUCUGCAACCUCAACGGUAUAUCCAGAAUCAGUAUCUGCGUUGUCGGUACAACAACUAGAAGACGUUCAAGCGAGAUUGGAGGGAAUGCGAUCACGAGCUUUCAGGAGGGAAAGGGAGGAAGGAAACUUCACUCUUGGUUGCUUAAAACUAUUUCAUACUAGAACAAGAUUUAUCAUGGUGAUACUGGUGCUUUUUUGCCUGGCUUCUGUUUGGUCAAAUAUUCUGACCUUUAACAUCGCAGCGUUGUGUAUGAAUCCAAAUAAUUCCACUGACGACGACUUUACACCUCUAAAUUCUUCACAACCCUUCAAACCAAGGCCAUCUUUAUUCACUCCACGUCAAAGAACUUACCUUACUUCAGCAGUUGCAGCUGCCGCACUAAUCGCAAAUUUUCCUCUAGUAUCUAUCGUCAACCAAUUUGGUAUUCGCACGGUGUUCACCUUGUUAGGUUUAUUCUCAGCAUUCUCUACCUGUCUGCUCCCAACUGCCACUCGCCUUGGAUUUAGUUAUUUACUCGGAGCUAGGAUUUUACAAGGCAUUGCAUUCGCUGCGAAUUUUCCAGUCAUUGGUGAAUUCACUUCUAAAUGGACAUACUACAAGCAGAAUGGAUUAUUCGUCAGUAUACUAGUGGCAUACGUUCAACUAGCACCAGCGUUAACGAUGUCCAGUAGUGGUAUGCUGUGCUCAUCGCAUUGGGGAUGGCCCUCUGUAUACUACGCUCAUGGCAUUAUAUCUGUUAUACUCUUCAGUGUUUUUGGAAUAUUUUACAGGAACAGCCCAUCAAAGCAUCCGUUUGUUAAUGAGCAAGAAAGAACUAAAAUAGCAGUUGGCAAAACAGAAUGCACGAAGGAAGAAAUAAGCCACAUACCAUAUUCAAAUAUCUUACAAACUGCAUCGGUUUGGGCAGUGUGGUUGGCAGCUAUUGGUAACUUCACCUGCGUUAACGUUCUGUUCCUUUACUCGCCAACUUAUCUGCACAGAACGCUCGGCUUUGAAAUGUCUCAUACUGGUCUGGCCGCUGCUAUACCACCACUGUUACAGUUUUUGAUUAAACUUUUUGCUGGUUUUACUUCAGACAAGAUUAAAUUUUUGGGCGAAACUGGAAAACUGCGUUUGUACAAUUCUUUUGCCUUCCUCGGCUGUGGAACUUUUUUGGCCGGUGUUGCAUUUAUUCCGAUAUCUCAUCGUAACUUUGCAAUAAUAUGUUUGGGUGCAGCCGCUGGAAUCCUUGGAUUUACUACUGGUGGUUUCUUUAAAGCUGCUCCGCUAGUAUCAAAACAUUACAGUCCAUUCGUUACGGGCAAUGUUUCUUUAGGUCUUAUGUGCUCAGCUGAUCCGGCUCCAUGGACGACAGACGAGUUUUCAAGAGAAGCCUCUAGGCUUAGAAUGGCUGCUAGAGCAUCAAAAUCUCAAAUAGCUCCAGAAUUGUCAAUGGGCUAA